Molecule: messenger RNA, 183 nt
Organism: Theileria parva strain Muguga
Lineage: Eukaryota; Apicomplexa; Aconoidasida; Piroplasmida; Theileriidae
Exons: 1
Coding region: 1-183 (60 amino acids)
Source: RefSeq, a predicted model, not a curated record
AUGAAAAAUAAUAGAAAAAAAAUUAAUAAUUUAUACAAUGUUAUAAACAAUAAAAACAUUAGUUUUACCAGUAAGACAAUUUUAAAUAAUUUAUUUAUAAAAUUUACAUUUAAAACGAAAAAAAAUUAUAAAAAUGUUAUAUCUAAAAAUUUUAAAUAUUUAAGAGUUUUAAAUUUAAAAUAA